UUCCUAAAUGUAUAUGGUAGUUUGAAUUCUAGUUAAGAAGUCUAAGAACACAAUAUAUGAAACAUUCAUCGUUGGUACCUGACAAAGGCCAUUUUUCCCGUAGAUUCCUUUCGAUUAGGACCUAUAGCCACGUAGUUGCUGGUUAUCCUGAGUUUCAAAUUCAGUGCGCUUGAGCGCUAGCAGCAGGAUGUAGGAUUUGAAGGCCCCCAGAAUCGUCCAUAGCAACUUCAACCCUAUCAAUAUUCACUGCCUCUGGAUAUGCCGCCGGUUGAAGCCCCCCUCUUUGCCUCAGUCCCAGCAGGGUUUGCAUGCCUUGAUAUCCCGUUCUGUGAUCAUCUUCGGGACCAUAAUCAUCUCCGCAUAUAUCGCCAGUAACUGGAAAGUCUUCAGUCCCUGGAUCGAGAGUUGGCUCAGCCGUCUGGUCUCCGCCGUGGUGAACUGGAGCAUACCGCUGAAUUGCCCCUUGUCAACAGUGUGUCGAUGUCGAUUGUCUCUGCCAUUUGUCUGCGGGAUGGCGGCCUGUCAUGGGCUGUUGCUCCCUGCAGCCUGGUACAUCUCCGGUCCGAUGAGGGACGCCCACAGGAGCCACAACCAGGCGGUCGCUACCGAGAGGACGAAUGAGAUCCUCCAGCACCGCCUGUCCCGUUGGGAAGCUUCGCGUAGCGCGCAGGAUAUCCCCAAAUGUCCUUCGAGGAACGUGGGGUCCAUCUCCACCGCGCUUGGGCAGUGCCAGGUGACGGUCUCCCAGCAGCAGACCGAAAUCGACAACCUCCGCCACCAGCUCGGCCAAGCCAAGCAAGGGCUCGUGUGGCCCUCCGAGCAGGUGGCCCAGGAGGGCGUUCAGAAGCUACAGGAGGCUCUGAGUAAUGAGAAAAGGGCGUGGACGGAGGAUAGCCUCUGCUGGGGCAAAAAAGGUGCGUGAGUUGGAGGAUGAGUGCCAAAAGCUCCGUAUCUCGCUGUCCAACACCGCGGCGUUGACGCCUAUGCGCUGUCCGGGUAACAGGCGUCCGCCGACCAUCCCCUGAUCUCCUACAGGGACUUGUGCUCCCCCCUUCGGGGGUUACUCGGACAGAGUUUCUGGGUCAGGGGUCAUUACUCAUCCUGUCCCUCUAGUGUUCGGUGAUCGCUCGCAGUGGGUGAAAAUCCCAGACCAUUAUAACUUUCCUUGCGACCCAUGGGGACGAGGACGCGGCGGGGUUCCCGAAUUUUGGGGAACACACGGUUGUGCGCUUGGAUAUAACGAUCCCAUCCUCCUCGACGUGACAUAAUCUCAGUGCGUUGUGGUGGUGGGUCUGGGGCCCCCUUCCGAGGGACAAACACACGCUACAUCGAUAAACAUCAUCAUAUUUUCACCUCGAGGGUUUGUGGAAGGUGGCCAGUGCGGUGUCGGGUUGUGGGCUUUAUGGGGCUUCUGCGGGACGGCCACCCUUUUAAGGCACUUCCGCAGUCCCUCGUCCAGUCAAGUGGUUUGAAAGACCGGAGAUAAUUAAAAGCAGAAAAGAAAAAGACGAAAA
This is a messenger RNA of Aspergillus alliaceus, 1514 nucleotides long. RefSeq lists its product as uncharacterized. The transcript has a single exon. Lineage: Eukaryota; Fungi; Ascomycota; Eurotiomycetes; Eurotiales; Aspergillaceae. The record is from RefSeq and is a predicted model, not a curated record. The coding region runs from base 512 to 922 and encodes 136 amino acids.